AUGGGCGUGGCAAAUCCACGCUCGAUCGGCUGGGCCGCCGUCCAAGCACUCACGCAAUCACACGAGGUUAUCGUCACGUACCAAAACGAGCGCGUGGCACGAGCCUUGCGUGAUCUGACCGCAGACAAUCCUAGAAUCCUUGGUUGUUUUCCCUGUGACGUCGAACAAGAUGACAGCAUUCCUCGAUUAUUUCAAGAAUACAUUCCGGAGGUGUUACAAAGCGCUACCCCUGUUUGCAGGCAUCCCCAGUCUCUGGGCGAUGAGGAAGAUUAUAAAAUUGAUGCCAUCGUUCAUAGCAUAGCGUACGCUAAUUUUGAAAAGACAACACUCGGCAAUGCUUCGUGGGAGGCCUACCAACAAGCGCAGCAUAUAUCUGCCUACUCUUUUCUGGAAACGGCCCGAUGCGCUUUGCCGCUCUUGCCCAAAAGAGACCCCGAUAUCCCGGCAUCGUGGUCGCUCUCUUCAUCCAUCACCGCCCUCACGUACCUCGGCGCGGUCAGGGCUGUACCCAACUACCAUAUUAUGGGACCAGUCAAGGCGAGCUUGGAAGCUCUGGUGCGCGGCUUGGCUGCUGAGUAUGGCCCAACAGGAGUGCGCGUCAAUGCCGUGUCGGCCGGACCUUUGAGGACCCAGGCGGCUAAAGGCAUUCCCGGCUUUACACUGCUACACCAGCAAGCGGCAUCUCAAUCUCCUUUACAACGAGCAGUGACGAAGGAAGAAGUGGCCGAUACUAUUGCCUUUCUGGCCAAUAAAGGCACGGGGAUUACCGGUCAAACUAUUUUUGUCGAUGGAGGCUUCAGUAGCGUGGUCCCAUUGCCAGCUGGCCACGUAACCUGACGCGUGGAAAUGAUAAGCGUACAACACUUCUGUAGCGUCUUUCUCUGGGACGCUUCUUUUUCUGUUUCAAAAUUCGGAACAGGCUUGUGGUGCGUGUCUAAAUGGCUAAGCCGUAUAUAUUGUCAUAGAUAAUACUCAGCGUAUGAGCCCGUUUUUGUGCCCCGCUGCCCCCAAAAUGGGCUUGUACACCGAGUAUAUCUAGGACGAUACAUACGGCUCGAACCAAUAGAUUUACAAAGUCCUAAAAUUUUCAUUGCUCUCUC
Phaeodactylum tricornutum CCAP 1055/1 is the source of this 1100-nucleotide messenger RNA. RefSeq lists its product with no specific name. Gene Ontology annotation, molecular function: enoyl-[acyl-carrier-protein] reductase (NADH) activity. The record is from RefSeq and is a predicted model, not a curated record. Gene Ontology annotation, biological process: fatty acid biosynthetic process. Lineage: Eukaryota; Bacillariophyta; Bacillariophyceae; Surirellales; Neidiaceae. The transcript has a single exon. The coding region runs from base 1 to 837 and encodes 278 amino acids.